AUGGCAAAAAAGGCUCUUUCGGAGAAGCAAACGAACUUCUCUACUACAGUAGUUGUAAAGAGGGGAAAGCUGAAAAUUCCAACCAAUCAGAUGAUUGAAUUUUUUGAAGGUCCAAUGAACGCAAUUGUCGAACAACUUGAACGCCUUUUCAAGAAGAAAUCAUUUGAUCGUGUUAACACUGUCUUAAUUGUUAGAGGGUUUUCGGAAGCAGACCACAUGAAGAAAAAGUCGUCUUUCCCUGAAAAGGUUGCAAUUCGUCCGAUUGAAGCCAACCUGGCCGUCCUGAAGGGUGCAGUAAUGUUCGGGCACUCCCCACAGGCAAUCUGUGAGCGGGCAAGCCCAAGGACAUAUGGGAUCUGCACAAAUGUUCCAUAUGACGAAAGCAAACAUCAUAGAAUACACCAUUGUGUCUGUGAUGGAAACGAAAUGGCCACCGAUAUUUUCAAGGUAAUGGUGAAGAUUGGUCAGCCCCUUAUCAUGGGUAAAACGAAGGUGGAACACGUAUAUCAUCCAACGCAUGCUUCAGACACCGUAGCUACAGUGGAAGUAUACGAGUCAACAGCAGAAUCUCCGGUGUAUACGAGCGAUCCAGGUUGUCGUCGGUUAGGAGAAUUACGUGUAAAAAUACCGGACAACUCCCGUGGCAAAUCACGGAGGAUCGCGGUAGCAUUACAUUUCGGAUUCACCGAACUGAAAGUCACCGCAACUGAAGAAGGUACAAACCACACGGCGGAAGCUAAGUUCGACUGUCUGAGUACUAGACCAUAGCAUGCUAGCUGUUUGCUAUUCCACGACAACGCAAUUCUGUGAUGCGAGUAUGUGUG
Mizuhopecten yessoensis (Yesso scallop) is the source of this 824-nucleotide messenger RNA. Its product is annotated as heat shock 70 kDa protein 12A-like. The transcript is spliced from 2 exons. The record is from RefSeq and is a predicted model, not a curated record. Bases 1 to 768 code for a protein of 255 amino acids. NCBI's taxonomy places the organism in Eukaryota, Metazoa, Mollusca, Bivalvia, Pectinida, Pectinidae.